Molecule: messenger RNA, 2652 nt
Organism: Xiphophorus couchianus (Monterrey platyfish)
Lineage: Eukaryota; Metazoa; Chordata; Actinopteri; Cyprinodontiformes; Poeciliidae
Product: adenosine receptor A1
Exons: 3
Coding region: 1229-2194 (321 amino acids)
Biological process (GO): G protein-coupled adenosine receptor signaling pathway
Cellular component (GO): synapse; dendrite; plasma membrane
Molecular function (GO): G protein-coupled adenosine receptor activity
Source: RefSeq, a predicted model, not a curated record
UAUAUAUAUAUAUGGACCAUCUUCCUGCUGAUAGAAAAAAUGAUGGCAGCUUUUUCUGGGUCCUUAUUUAAAAAUGGUAUUCCUAAGAGUUCAUGUUGCCACACACUUUAACAUAGAAUAAUGUGUUUUUCCACAUAUUUAUCCUUUGAAGUGUUUGUUGCUGACAACUUUUAUUUAAGUCUCAUGUGACCCAAAACACAUGAUUCCCGUUGAAGUCCCAGUAGUGUUUAGCACGCUCCACAUGUUUAUACUUGAGAUGGUAACAUUUUGCAGAAAAUAUUUCGAUGGCCUCUAAUGGUUUCCAAGUCACUUAUGUGAUCUUUGGAUUUUUUUCCCCCUCUCUUCCCUAACAUCCUUCUGACUACAUGGUGUUAAAAACAGAUUGAACAUGAGUCACAUCAAAAUUAAACCCAAGGGAAUUCACAUUUAAUACUAAACAUUUAUAUAGAAAACGUAAUGUGUUGUUUAGGACCAAAUUGCCAGUUACUGCUAAAAUGUGUAAAGUAUGUGAUUUUAAUUAAAUCUUUUGUUACAUUUGAUUUUCCAAACUUUUCACUUGCUAAGUAAAAUUAACCUGUUUUCUAGUUUAUGCAGACUGUUGUUCAUAUCUUAGUGUAAUUGCGAUUUCCUAUCAUUACCUGAACACAAGGCUGGGACCCACUGUGGAUCUCAAACCAUCAGGUGGAGUUUUCUUGAAAUGAUUUCCACUCAAAUUAAAACAAAUUAAAAAUGGAACAAAUUGGACAUGACAUUAAUGUUACGACACUUAAAAACAGUUGUAAUAACUAAUGAAAAUGUACAAAUGUGAUUGCUUGCCGGUGUGCUCUUGUUUAAUUGGUUUACUCACAGUGUGUGUUUUCUUUAAGUAGUGACAGUUGAGAAAACAAAUCUCUACGUGUCAUUUUGUGGUUCAAUGGCUGAAAAGUUUGGGAACCACCAAUCUAGAAGUCCUCUCCUCUCACGCUCCAGGGAUAUAUUUAUCAAAGUUUUGAGGAGGAUUUUUGACUUGCUGAUGAAAUACAGAUGGUGUCUCCAUGGAAUGUCAGUCAGCUUUCAAGUGUGCACGCAUGAUCCCAUAUAAAAGGCCCCUGCUUGUUGUCUUUUGAGCCAUUUGCAACCACAGUCUGAACAACAAGGAAGGAUUAUGUUGGACUUUUCUUGCUACUGAAUUCAUUACGCUUGUGCAUGAAAUAUCUUCAAGGAUACUAUUUGCUGUCAAUUUGCAGUGAUGGCUGAUUGGGCUUGGGUAACUUACACAGUGCUGGAAGUGCUCAUUGCUGUGGCAUGUUGCCUUGGGAACGUGUUGGUGGUGUGUGCGGUGGCUGUUGGUAUCCACGAUUGCUUCCGGGAGCCGACUUUCUGCUUCUUGGUGUCCUUGGCUGUUGCUGACUUUUUGGUGGGUGCAGCUGCCGUGCCUCUAGCUGUACUGCUGGAUGGCUGGGUGAAUUUGACCUCUCACCAGUGCUUGUUCCUCAGCUGCGUCAUACUUGUGCUGACAGAGGCCUCCGUCCUCUCACUGCUGGCUAUUGCCAUUGACCGAUACCUGCGGCUCCACAUGCCUUUCAGAUACAAAGCCAUCGUCACUCAGAGGCGCACACUGUUGGCCAUGUCCAUCUGUUGGAUACUGUCUUUUCUACUGGGAUUCACCCCUCUGCUUGGAUGGCACAAUCUCUCUGCCGCUGGCCAUUAUUCCACCAACACAUCUUCUACCUUGCCUAGCUCUUCCCAAUGCACCUUCCUCUCAGUUAUCUCACUGCCCUUUAUGGUUUAUUUCAACUUUCUCGGAUGUAUCAUGGCCCCUCUAUUGGUCAUGACACUUCUGUACAUCAUCAUCUUCUGGAGCCUGCACAAACGUCUGAAGAACAGCUGCCCUCAAGCACAGGCCUUGCUGCUCAGGGAGAAGAAGCUGGCCUGCUCACUUGCUCUGGUUCUCACAUUAUUUGCAUUCUGCUGGAUCCCUCUGCACCUCAUGAACUGUCUUCUGUUCCUCUGGGGACCUCAAGCAGUGACCCAGGGAACACUUUAUACAGGUAUCCUUCUGUCUCACGCCAACUCAGCAGUCAACCCAGUGGUCUACGCUUGUCGCAUCCCCAAGAUCCAGAAGGCCUACUGUCAAAUAUGGAAGCAUCUCGCAUUGAAGCUCAAUUGUUUUACCAGAAAUGAAUCAAUUCAGCAAGCUAUAACAAGUGACUAGUUUAAGAAAUGUAAAUGUGUGUUUGCAGAACCAGAAAAAAGGGCUUGUUUGUGGUAUUUCAUCAAUCAAAUACAUUAUUCCAUCAUUGUACAGCAUUAAUGAUUUCUGAUGUUAUUACAUUUAAACAUGGCUUUAUGUUAGUGACAGCAAUUUAUUAACGCUCCACUAGAGGGCACCAUACAUCAACAAACUCAAUGAUUGUUGUUCAGAUAGAAUCAGAGUUGGUGUGUGCGCGCCUGUUGAUGUGAGGGAGCAAAAAUAACUAACUUCUUAGCUUCUGUGACUUCUGGACAACUGAUUUGAAAAGACUAGUUUUAUUGAGAUGUACAUAUUUAAAGCAUGUAACAACUUUUGUCCACAAAAAAAGCUAUAAAAUACAUAUAAAUGCUCCUGUAAGACAUUUACCUAUUCUUUAUGUUGUCUGGAAAAAAAAUAAAUAAAUAAAACAUUCCUGCAAA